UGUACAUCUAGUAUCUUAUGUACACCUAGUAUCUUAUGUACACCUAGUAUCUUAUGUACACCUAGUAUCUUAUGUACACCUAGUAUCUUAUGUACACCUAGUAUCUUAUGUACACCUAGUAUCUUAUGUACACCUAGUAUCUUAUGUACACCUAGUAUCUUAUGUACACCUAGUAUCUUAUGUACACCUAGUAUCUUAUGUACACCUAGUAUCUUAUGUACACCUAGUAUCUUAUGUACACCUAGUAUCUUAUGUACACCUAGUAUCUUAUGUACACCUAGUAUCUUAUGUACACCUAGUAUCUUAUGUACAUCUAGUAAUAAAUAUCAAUUACUACUUCCCGCACUUUAUCAAUGUAACAUCUUGUUUGGUUAG
Molecule: messenger RNA, 375 nt
Organism: Helobdella robusta
Lineage: Eukaryota; Metazoa; Annelida; Clitellata; Rhynchobdellida; Glossiphoniidae
Exons: 1
Source: RefSeq, a predicted model, not a curated record